CACAACUAUCAAGUUAGGUUGGUCGGUUUGGGAUCCUGGUAUUUUUGACAGCCUCACAGGUGAGACGUUGCUUGUUCUGGAGCGGUUUCACUUUCUCUGAGUUUCCUAACACACUCGCAGUGAGUCUGGGGCUGACAAACACAAAAAACUCUACUUCCAAGUCCAACCAUCACGGUAACAUGAGCAAAAAGAAAAAGGACUGGAGGAUGGAAAAAGAGCGUUUAUUAGCAUUGGGACUUGAAGAAAGGCGUAAAGAGUAUGGAGAAAAGUAUGUUCCACUGGAGGAAAUUCCAACUUGGAAGCAACAGGAAAAAAGUAAAUGUAAAGUUGAUGCGGAAGACUCUUCAGUGCAGACACCUAGUUUGAGUGACAAGGUAUCUCUUUACAAAGGUGACAUCACUAUCCUUGAGCUUGAUGCCAUAGUGAAUGCUGCAAAUGCAAGUCUUCUGGGAGGUGGAGGAGUGGAUGGCUGUAUACACAGAGCUGCUGGAUCCUGUCUGUUCGAUGAAUGCCAUACUCUGAACGGCUGCGGGACUGGUAAAGCCAAGAUUACCUGUGGCUAUGACCUUCCAGCAAAGUAUAUCAUCCAUACGGUGGGUCCCAUAGCACGAGGCUAUGUUGGAAAGACUCAGAACGAUCUGUUAGCAGACUGCUAUGAAAACUCUUUGAAGCUGCUUUUGGAGAAUGGUUUAAGAUCUGUGGCUUUUCCUUGCAUUUCUACUGGCAUCUAUGGUUUCCCAAAUGAGCCUGCUGCUGAAAUUGCCCUUGAAACUGUCAGAAACUGGAUUAAGAGAAACACUAAUGAGAUUGACCGUGUCAUCUUCUGUGUUUUCCUAGAGAUGGACUAUAAAAUCUACAAGGAAAAACUUUCCAAGUAUUUCUCUCAAGAAAUUGACAUGAAUGAAGAUGCAGCGGAGGGAAUGACUCAGGAAGAAGGUAAAAAGUGUACACCGCCUAACAAGACGCCCAAAAAGAAGAAACUUAAGAAAGACGAAGACAUCAAUGAAGAAGAAGACGAUGACAAAACUGAAUCUGCUGACACAGAAAUGGAAAGCCAGAAAGAUGCUGAAGACAACCCAGCUUCAGAGGAACCCAAGAAAGGGAGUGACAUAAAUAGCAAAGAGUCAGCUUCUGAUGUGAACACCAACCAAGACAAGUCUAGCAAGGGUCAUAAACAUGGAGACGAUCCAAUGGAGGAUCAUGGAGAGACUGAGGAAAGCAAGACUGAUUCAGAUAAAGAUGAAGUGGGAUCUCAACUAACAGAGAUGGAAACUGAGGCAGCAGUCUGUCAGAAUAAAGAUCCAAACCUAGAUUCCAAAGAGCUGUCCAAAGGCGGUUCCAAACCAGAACAUGAACUAAUGGAGGGUCAGGGUUUAGCUGUUUCAACUGAUGCUAAACCACCAGUAGAGAAGAUCGAAAAUAGUGAGACUGAAGAAGGUUUAGUGGAAAUGAACACUCAGGCUGAGGACUCGCUAGAAACUGAAGCAACUCAACCAGAAAACAAUCAGUCCAAAGAUGUUGCUGGUGAUGAGACCGAUCCAUGAAAUAAAAAAAUAAGCAGACAAUCAACUUCAUUUUGAGAGGCAUCAGAUUGUGUGAAGGCACACAUAACAGUAAUAUGUACACAUUGGGGGGUUUAUUGUGGGCUAGGGGAUAUACAUUAAUUUUUACGUAACUUGAUUUUUAAAAAUAUCUUUCUUUCUUAAAACUAUCAAAUGUUUCUUAGGUGAAUGGUGUACAAUAUUAUAUGCUUUGUACUGUUUGCGGUUGCCGUGAGCUGUAAUUGAGUAUCCUUCGGGUAGAUGAUGAACUCUUGUGUUAAUGGUGCAUCUGAGAAUAUUAAUUCAGCCUUGUACUGUUGCUUGUUUCAUUCUGGGCAGUGUAUGCCGGUACCCAGCAGUUAUCCACAUUCUGAACACUUUUUUUGUAUAGGUAGUUCUACUGCUGUGUCAGAUUUGUAGUAAGAACCUGAAUUGUAAUGUAAUAGUCUACAGCAGAAGCGAAAACCUUUUAAAGUGUGUUCUCCUGAGAGCAUAAAUACUUCCAGAAAACCAGAUCUACUUUGCCGUUGGCAAAUGCAAACCAGAAAGUUACUAUUUCAGCGAAUGGUGAACCUUUUCCGGGAUGACUGUAUGCUGAAUAUAGAGCUUUGAGGUUCCUCCUGCUUCUAAAAGAAUAAGGACACAUACACUAAUUUUUAUGAAGUUGCCACUUCUUUGAACAACUGUAAUUUUAAGAUGUGGCACAGUGUUGCGCCUGUUUACUGAUUGAUAUGACAGUACCCUGAAUACAUUUAGGUGAGGAAAGUGUCUAAAACAACAUGACAUAUUACAUUUAAAAAAUAUUUUCAAAAGAUACUUAAGUGCAUUGAUUAGUUUAACUACUUUUUGUCCAUUGCAAAGUUUUUUUACAUGUGAAAUGCUAAUUAUUUUGUGAGCUAAUGCUGUUCUGAUUUGUACGUUUGGUUAAAGCCAAAUUAUUCUUUACAAAUAUUUCCGGUGCAUGGCUGCUUUGCUUUUGACUAUAUUCAGUUAGCAUAAUAGGUUUGAUUAUACAUUGUCUUAAGGAAAUAGAUUUUGUUCUUGUGUCAUGGAUUUGCCUUAUCAGACAUUUACUACUUGGACACAGAAAAACAAAACAAAACAAAAAAAACAUUAUGGAGAAGGUGAUUUGAUGUAAGCGUCAAAUACUUGUAGUCUGUUGCUUGCAAAUGACUUAUAAUUAAUAGUAACUAAUGUGGUGGCUGAUAAAUGCCUUUAUGUUGUUUAAGUUGUGACAAAGAAACAAACAAAAAAUUCUUAAUAAAUGUGUUUUUUUUUGUGCCAUACAUCAAACAUUUAUGCCUUCAUACUAUGAAGUUUGUUAAAAAUGAACAAAAUCAAAGUCGAAGAAGUUGAUUCAUGCCUGAAUACCUGUUAUUCUGUAUAAUGUUAAUUAUUAAAUGUUAUGAGAACUUA
Polyodon spathula (Mississippi paddlefish) is the source of this 2957-nucleotide messenger RNA. It is a transcript of the gene macrod2, whose product is annotated as mono-ADP ribosylhydrolase 2. NCBI's taxonomy places the organism in Eukaryota, Metazoa, Chordata, Actinopteri, Acipenseriformes, Polyodontidae. Gene Ontology annotation, cellular component: nucleoplasm. The transcript is spliced from 19 exons. The coding region runs from base 180 to 1544 and encodes 454 amino acids. Gene Ontology annotation, biological process: DNA damage response; peptidyl-glutamate ADP-deribosylation; purine nucleoside metabolic process. Gene Ontology annotation, molecular function: ADP-ribosylglutamate-[protein] hydrolase activity. The record is from RefSeq and is a predicted model, not a curated record.